Messenger RNA from Fusarium vanettenii 77-13-4, 1266 nucleotides. RefSeq lists its product as uncharacterized. Gene Ontology annotation, molecular function: alpha-1,6-mannosyltransferase activity; GPI mannosyltransferase activity. Gene Ontology annotation, biological process: GPI anchor biosynthetic process. The record is from RefSeq and is a predicted model, not a curated record. The transcript has 2 exons. Bases 1 to 1266 code for a protein of 421 amino acids. NCBI's taxonomy places the organism in Eukaryota, Fungi, Ascomycota, Sordariomycetes, Hypocreales, Nectriaceae. Gene Ontology annotation, cellular component: endoplasmic reticulum membrane; mannosyltransferase complex.
AUGAACAUCCUCAACCAUACCACGCACCCAAUCCUAACCCUAACAGCCGCCUUCACAGGCUGGAAGACCCUCCUCCUCUCGAUAGCAAUCGGCGCAUCCAUCGGCCCAGACUACGACACGUCGACGUCGUUGUUUUUCGAGGCUGUGCACGGAGACGACGCACCUGGACACGCUUCCCUCGCUGCGAGGCUGACGAGGUGGGAUGCAUUGUAUUUUAUGCAUGAUGCGCACGUUGGAAAGGUUUUUGAGCAGGAGUGGGCUUUUGGUGUUGGGUUGCCUGUUGUUGUGCGCGGUGUGAGGCAUCUUUUGGGUGUUGAUGCUUUGGAGGCUACCGUUGCUGUCGUCGUUUCUCACGUCUCGCAUCUCAUUGCCGUGUUGGCGUUGUAUCAACUCACUGUUGUACUCUUUGGAAACCGGAGACUUGCGUUUCUGGCGGCCGCUGUGCACAUCUUCUCACCAGCGGGACUGUUCUUGUCCGCUCCAUACGCCGAGGGCACGUUUUCGUGCCUUUCGUUUAUUGGAAACCUUCUCUUUGCCAUCAGCUUCAAGAAUGGCCCAGACUCUCUUCAACGAAACGCCGCUGUUGUGGGAGCAGGUUUGGCAUACGGCAUCUCCGCAACCUUUCGGAGCAACGGGCUCUUUGGCGGCAUCCUUUUUGCCGUUGAGGCUAUCAAGAACCUUCUGGCACUUACCAACGGCUUCACCAUCUCCAAGGUUUUGAGGCUUGUUGCCCCUGUGAUUGGAGGUCUGCUUGUCGCUGUUGGGUUUGUUGCACCGCAGGUGAUUGCGUGGAUGAGAUAUUGUAAUGUGGAAGGGGAGCUGCGACCUUGGUGUGUGCGUCUCAUGCCGAGCAUUUACACCUUUGUCCAAGAAGAAUACUGGGACGUCGGCUUCCUCAAGUACUGGACCCCCAACCAGAUCCCCCUCUUCCUCCUCGCAGCCCCAAUGCUCACGCUGCUAAUAAAGUCUGGCACUGAGUUAAUGGGCGAGUCAAACCUAAGCCUCAGGGCUACAGACUCGCAGGGCCGAGUUCUGGUUCGCACACUGGCGGGCAUGCAGACUCUACUCGCCGUCUUAGCCAUCACCAACUACCACGUCCAGAUCAUCAGCCGGCUAUCUUCUGGCUACCCAGCAUGGUACUGGUGGGUAGCCUCAUGCCUUAUGGAUGAGAAGAGAUCAAGCCUGGGCUACGGCAUCGUCGUCUUCAUCACCAUGUACGCAGCGAUCCAGGGGGGGUUGUUUGCGUCGUUUCUACCUCCAGCUUAG